Molecule: messenger RNA, 2164 nt
Organism: Toxotes jaculatrix (banded archerfish)
Lineage: Eukaryota; Metazoa; Chordata; Actinopteri; Toxotidae
Gene: slc35a5
Product: solute carrier family 35 member A5
Exons: 10
Coding region: 95-1381 (428 amino acids)
Biological process (GO): pyrimidine nucleotide-sugar transmembrane transport
Cellular component (GO): Golgi membrane
Molecular function (GO): pyrimidine nucleotide-sugar transmembrane transporter activity
Source: RefSeq, a predicted model, not a curated record
AAAUACGACGCUGCGGCUGUGCGUCGGUGAAAAAGGACAAUAACAAGUGAAGUCUCGGUAAGUUUGUCUCCGUGUCUGUGUUCCAGUCCCAGCCAUGGCCUGCUGCCAUUCCUGCCCCAGACUGUGCUCCCGCUCGUCGGCCUACACCCUAGCCCUCGGCCUGGGCUUUGUAACCUUGGGGACCAGUCGCAUCCUGCUGCUCAAAUUCUCUGCCAAUGCUGAGAACAAGUAUGACUUCCUCCCUGCGUCUGUCAACCUACUUGCUGAGGCGCUCAAACUGCUCUUCUGUCUGGUUAUGUCAGUCAGGGUCAUAGUCCGAGAGGGACGAUCCUGCAGAGAGCUGGGCUGCUCCUCCAGCUCUUCCUUCCUCAGCUCCCUGAAGUGGGCCGUCCCUGCUUUCCUCUACUUUCUCGACAACCUCAUCAUCUUCUAUGUGAUGACCUACCUGCAGCCUGCCAUGGCAGUGUUGUUCUCCAACUUUGUCAUCCUGACCACAGCUGUUCUCUUUAGAAUUGUUUUGAAGAGGCGCCUCUCCUGGGUUCAGUGGGCAGCGUUAGUUAUCCUCUUCCUGUCCAUCGUGUCCUUGACGACAGGAUCAGGAUCAGGCAGCCAAAACUCGAUAGCUGUGCCCGGCCUCCACUCGAACCCCCUCUCCACCCCCUCCAACUCCUGCCUACUCUACACCCAGCUGCUGGAGCAGAUGAGGAACAGCAGUGCCAGUGAAUCAUGGACGUCGCACCUGCCCGGGCAGGCCUGGAGGGACAGGGUCAUAGGGAAGCUUCGAUCUUUGGGUGUGGGCCACAUCCUGCUCCUGCUCCAGUGCUUCAUCUCGGCCAUGGCCAACAUCUACAAUGAGAAGAUCCUCAAAGACGGAGACCAGCUCACUGAGAGCAUCUUCAUCCAGAACAGUAAAUUGUAUGCCUUUGGUGUGGUGUUUAAUGGUCUGACCCUUGGGCUCAGCAGUGAAGCACGAGGCCUCACCGUGCACUGUGGCCUCCUCCAUGGACAUAACGUCUACUCCCUGGGCCUGGUGCUGGUCACUGCUGCCCUGGGUUUAUCUGUGGCUUUCAUCUUGAAAUUCAGAGACAACAUGUUCCAUGUGCUGACAGGCCAGAUCACCACUGUUCUGGUUACCACCCUCUCCCUCUUCCUCUUCGACUUCCGCCCCUCACUGGACUUCUUCCUCCAGGCUCCCGUGGUCCUGCUGGCCAUCUUUAUCUACAACGCCAGCCGGCCCAAGGACCUGGAGUACACCCUGCAGCAGGAAAAACUGCGGGUCAUCAACGGAGAGGUGUUCGAGAGGUCCAGAGGGGACGGUGAGGAGCUGGAGCUCCUGACAAAGCCCAACACGGACAGUGAAUCUGAGGAGGAGUCUUUGUAGUACUGACCUACAGCUCGACUAAAACUGCUGCUAAUAUUAAACCCCACAGCAGACUUGUUCUCCUGGACAGGUAAACAGAGAGCGACAGUGUUGGUCGGACACUCGCGAUAACUAAGGCUGUUGUGUGUAUUUUGAAACGUGCCUGUCUGUGUGUGGCUGCUGUUGUUUGUUCAGUGGGAGGAACACCAGCAUUAUGUGCUGCGUUUGCCAGCCGGAAUCAUUAAGAGCUUGUUAUUAAUCCUCUAAUGAAUCUUGUUGGAUGUGUAGCUGUUUACCUGCUCGCAGGUGAGUGAUAAGUUUAAUGACCACUUGUCAUAUUUCAGCCAGUUCUAUGAUUGUUGCUAAGCUUCAUCUAACUGUUGUUAGACUGUGUGAAAGUUUAAACUUCCUUAUUCCACUCUGUUGUCGUCUUUGAGGUUUGUAGAUCUGUGCAGUCUCUGUACAGAUCUACAAACUGCAGCUUCAAAAUUACCAUGGAUUUCUAAACUAGACAUUACUAUAAACGUACCCUCAGAACCGGACUGUUGAAUCCAUUACAUCUUCAGGGAAUUCUGUUUUUUGCACCAGCACGGACAUAAUGGACCACUUAAGUGUGAAUUUCUAAAAGCACAACAAACUGGCUCUGGGUCCUUUCACUUGGCCUUGAACAUUUUUUGUCUGAUGGCGGAGUAUAGAUGUGUGAAAUACUAUGAACUGUAUUUGUUUUAAGAUUCUUGUUUGUGCCAUAAAAUUUAAACGUAUACGAAUGCAACUUGUUCCGAAAUAAACUGCAAAUUAAUUGUU